AGCCACGUCCCUUGACGACUAAACCAUGUGGGAGAACCAGAACCAGUGGUUCCAGUUUGCAGUGACGAGCGCCCUCUAUAUGUCGGUUUGGCUGUCGUGUUCAAUCAUCGCUCCCUUUUUCCCUCCAGAAGCGAUCAGGAAGGGAGCCAAUCAGACGGCGGCUGGACUCGUUUUCGGCGCGUUUUCUAUUACAUCGUUCCUGAUUGGCACGCCGCUCGCACGAGUUGUUCCGAGAGUAAACGUUAAAACUAUGUUUCUUAUCGGCGCGGGACUGUGUGGUUGCACAAAUAUGAUAUUUGGCAUUCUCGACAAAAUCCAAGAUGGCACUAUCUUCGUGACGUCAGCACUGCUCAUGCGCGUCGCGGAGGCGGUGGGCUCCUCGGCCGCCUUGAUCGCUGCCAUGGCGAUGGUGGGCGGGAACUUUCCCGAGAGUGCGCCGCAGAUGCUGGGCCUGCUGGAAAUGUUCUCGGGAUUGGCGUUCGUGAUGGGCCCGAUGAUUGGAAUGAUACUCUAUCGGGCAGGAGGUUAUGAGCUACCAUUCUUCUCUCUCGGUGGAUUGUGUCUUCUGCUUACCGCCCUCAACGCCAUAGUUUUGCCAACCAAAGCGUUCGUCAAGCCAAAAGUCGACGAGGGUUUAUGGAGCCUGCUUCGCAUACCGGCCGUUUGGCCGGUCGUUCUGGCCCUCUUCGUCAGCACAGCCGCCCAAGCCGUCUUCAAUGUCGGAAUCGCCUACCACACCCUGAAGGAGGGGUUGUUACCAGCGGACAAUGCUGGUAUUGUCUUCUUCAUUCAAGGCGGUUCCUACGCACUCUCAACUCCUGUGUUCGGAUGGAUACUCAACAAUGCGAUGAAGUACUUCCGGAUCACUACUCGUGUGAUGCUCAUUCUGGGCUGUGUAUUGCUCGCCAUCUCAUUUUUGACCAUUGGCCCGUCUCCAUGGCUACCAUUUCGGACCAGUAAGACCAUCCUCAUUGUGUCCUGUGUUCUGAUUGGACUGUCAAUGGGAUUGGUGACCGUACCAAGCAUCAUAGAUAUGGUCAUAAGUGCACAGUGGUAUGGACUAGACGACGGGCCAGUGGUUUAUGGAAUGGCAUCGGGAAUAUUUCUCAGCUGCUUUCAUUUGGGCUCCUUCGUGGGGUCAACGCUAGGGGGCGUCCUAAUCGACCGCUACGACUUCGACGCCACUGCGACUAUUUUUGCCGUGUGUAUUUUUAUGACGGCUGCUUUUGUCGCGUCAACGUUCGCAUGGGAGUACCAAUGCGGAAAAGGGAGGAGGGAUCCCUGGAAACUCUGCCAAAAGAGUCCAUCGAUUGACGAGAAAGACAAGACGAAGAUGCCCCUCAUGCUGCAACAGGACCAAGACGACUCGGGCGAACUCUUUGAACUCGCCCUCUACGAGUUGUAAUAAGCCAGUGACGUCACAGCAACAGCGCCCUCAAAUAUCAAGUGACAACAGAAUGGACAUAAAAGAGUGGAAAUGACGCCGCUCUUAAAAGAAAACACAAAAAAGGGUUUUGCCACUGUUUUAGAUAGCAUGCAUAUUAUUUUUAUUACAUUAUUAUGUUUAGGUGUAUGUACUAGUGGUGGCGCCGUUCAAAAUAAUAAAACAUGCAGAUGACGCCCUCAACGUUGACUCUGCAUUUGCAGGAAAUAACUAAACGGGGUUCAAUUGCAUCAAAAUCAACAGCUCGUACGUGCUGUGGCGUUCAGAAUUCAUUGUAAAUAGCCAUGCCUGUUUUUAUUACACAAAGUUGUGAAAAUCAGCUGGAUACUGCUUUGAGAAUAAAGGAACAUGUACUUCAGGGGGGUUGGGCUCGGUUGUUCCUCCAUGGCUGCACAAAGCAUGAACUAUAUAUUCUAUCAGGAAAUUUAGAUCGAAAAAAAUGCUAUAGUAAACAUAACAGCAGGCUAACCUUGAAAGGGAAAUUCAUAAAAACUCCCAUGUGUUAUUUUCAACAACCGGUAUUUUCUUCUAUUCCAAGUAGUCUUUCAUGUGCCAGACAUGAUGGUGUCAUGUUAAAUUUGGCACUCCACAGUACGGCAAGGCACCCAUGCAUGUAUACCAUGCUUUUUUAGACUUGCGCAUGAGGUCAGGCACGAGAGCCUUUUUGCGGGGUCAAAAGUUUCCACAACACCGGCUACAUCGAAAGCAAACCUAAUGAAGGCUAUAUUGGCUGAGUGCUUUUAAGUUCUGCGUUUCCUUCUAGAGAAAAUUAGGCGCUUUUAUCGUCUCAUAACUACUUUGAUAAGGUAUUGUUCAAUCAGUAUAGAAUCUGUUCAACUAUAUUGUUAAAUGUUACCAUUGUAUUGCUGAAUAUACUUCAUUCAAGGAUUUUUAUCGUAAAGAAUGAAUACUAUAGAAAUCUAUUUUUACUCGUCAGAACGUAAACACUUCAUAGUCUAUAGUGCGAAUACGCGAGUACUUUUGAUCGUCGAAAUGCAGAGAAAGUUUUUCAGUUAAUAUAUGAUUGAUACGCUUUUAGAAACUCAACUUGCUACGGUGAACACUGUACGUGUUGACGGUAUUCAAAA
Molecule: messenger RNA, 2532 nt
Organism: Patiria miniata (bat star)
Lineage: Eukaryota; Metazoa; Echinodermata; Asteroidea; Valvatida; Asterinidae
Product: MFS-type transporter SLC18B1-like
Exons: 12
Coding region: 26-1405 (459 amino acids)
Biological process (GO): transmembrane transport
Molecular function (GO): transmembrane transporter activity
Source: RefSeq, a predicted model, not a curated record